Molecule: messenger RNA, 1521 nt
Organism: Coccidioides immitis RS
Lineage: Eukaryota; Fungi; Ascomycota; Eurotiomycetes; Onygenales; Onygenaceae
Exons: 2
Coding region: 208-726 (172 amino acids)
Source: RefSeq, a predicted model, not a curated record
GAAGAAUUGUUUGCUGCCUGCAUACAUCCAUGCUGAAAGACAUGUGCCACUUGGCCCAUCUGUAUUGGUAAAUGGUACUGUGCCGCUGUUAUAAGUACUAUCAUACCACCCUGGCAUUUGAUCAGUGUCAAGGUGAUAUGCUCUCGAACAGGCAAACUUCCAACUGAGCUUGCUUAUAGCAGUCUUCCAUCCCCAGACCUCUACAAUAUGAGCAAUAAAAAGCGCCUAUUUAUCUCUAUUCACCACCGAGAUGAAAUGUCUCUUCAAGAGGGAAUACGCAAGACGUACGGUGCAUACCACUGGGGAGUUUUGUUAGCACCUAAGAAGUCCAACGGCCGCGACAACAUGGCAUACGACGUUUCGGACGGCGUUCGGUUGGAUGGUGAAACUGGGCAAGACCUGAACUCGGAAAGAGAUUGGUUCUUCAGGAUUAAGAACAACGUGAAUCCGUUGGACAGUGGGCGGUUAGUCGGUCGGGUCAUGAUCGGAAAAGUUCCUCCGCAAACGACAGAAAAUGAUCUCGAAACCAUCCUCAGGGGUGUUGCUCUGCCGGAUAAGGAAUCAGGAGAAAGAUGUCGCCAUUGGGUUUGGAAUGCCAUAUCCACUCUACAAAAUGAAUCAGUGAUACCGAACUUUGAUAUCGAAGAAUUCAAAGUCUGGAUAUUGGAUUAUGCCAAUCAAUGCCUGGCCAACCCUAGUCCAAGCAAUGUUUGUGAUUAUAAAUAGACAAACUAGUUGCGCGAAACAUUUCCUGGUUCAUCGUAGAGUCUCCAAAGAAGGCGUUCUGCCAUGAGCUCGUCCGCAUAUGAAGGAAGCUUAAGUUUGAUGCUCUCGGGCCAGUCCGGCACCUUGAAUGAAGUGUAAUAUGCCUUUGUUAGAUCCCAAUAUUCUGGGUACCAGCCUGCAAGUGCCCAGUCAACAACUCCCACAAUUCUGCCAUUGCGAAUGAUAAUAUUCCGCGGGGCCAAAUCUGAAUGCGAGAAGAACGUCCGAUAAUUGUUGCUAUGACAAGAUGCAAUAUCUUCCCCAAAAACCUGAGCCGUGUUUUCCAGUGGAACGCCACCCCGUAAAAAAGAGUGGAAGCUGGAAUGAGACUGAAAUGGGCCGACUAGUUGACUCCCAAUACGGUAAUCAAGAAUGGCACCACCCUGCGCGGACGCAACCACUCCUUCUUUGGGGGGAUGAAGUGUUCGAAGUUGAGUCAAGAUAGUUGCAAUAUCAUUGAGAAUGGUUUCCUUUUCCUUGGGUUUCAGGCCGCGCAUCCACAGAGUUUCAAGGUCGGUACCUUGAAUGUGAUCCAUCAUUAUAUAUAUGCCCCCUGGUCCAUUGUAUGAACACCGCACUCGAGGAACGGGAAUUGUGGUGUGUUCUGAGAUGUAGAGAAGCGCUUCAAGUUCUGGGAGCUGGCACGGCCCUUUAAUAACAUGCUUCCGGCCGACCUUAACAACAGUUGGACCUAGGGAUCCAAAGAUUGACCGGGCUAUUCUAAAUCGAGUGUGAAGAAUGAUGGAUUUCAAAUCU